AUGAUCGUUGCAACACUUAUCCUGAGUGUCGCUGCAGGCUCGAUCGUCAGCGUUUCUUUCAGCCCGGAUUGUCCGGCCUUCGUCUGCUUUGCUUUCUACCUCAGCACCAGCAUCUCAGUGAUUUACUUGAUGUUGUCCAUCAUGUUCGGUGUGAAGGGCCAGAACUCGGCCUUCACAAACACGAUGAAGCUGCUGACCUACCAGGUUCGCCCAGAAAACCCGGCAGAGUACAGCCACGACUACAUGAAGCAGGCCCAGUGGGUCGAGCGAAAUGGUCUGGCUGCUCUGUUCCGCAUCCCGGGGAUCAUGCCCUCCUACAACACCGAUGCCCAGAAGGACAAGCUCAAGAGCAUCACCGAGCACAUGGAUGACUUCGCCGAGCGAGAAGGUGGAAAAGGCCUGAAAGCACGUGGCAAGAAGAAGAAGAAGAAGCAGGAACACCUCGGGAGUCCCGCACAUGAGCCGGACGACUACGAUGACGAUGAUGAUCUCGUGAACCUGGAGGAGGCGACACCUCUGGAGUCUCUGGUAAUGCGGACUUCCCACACGUGGUACCUUACGAAGUUUGCAGAGUUCAUGAGGCUGUGGCACCCGUAUGACCUUUACUCGAAGUAUGCCAUGGGUCUUGGCAUUCUCUGUCUUGGACACAGCAGCGCCUACUUCGCACUGGGAUAUCUUGCUGUGCAAGAUUAUUCGCUGAGCGAGUACGCCGCAGCGAUUGUCACGCUGGCCUUCAUUCUCAUGGUGGGACUGAUCAUCAACAGCAACUUCCGAUCCGGGAGCACUCACUUGCGUCUCCUGGUCGUUCUCACCGUCUCUCUUGCACCAGGCUGCUCAACUGUUGCAGCGGUGACAACCAGCGAGGUUGCCCAGCAGAUCCUGGUGCCGUCUGCCUUCGCAGCUCACUUCCUGUUCUGGAUGUUGGUCUACAUCUUCGCUUUGCGCGUGCAGGAAUCGGACAUUCACUUCCACCGACCUGGCGAGGGCUUCUGGGGAUCACACCAUGGCUCCCCGGAGGCCCAUCCGGACUGGACAGCGACAGAAUCGGCGACAGACCUGGAAAGGGGGUCCGCACAGUCGCUGCGCCGCAGUGCGCAGCACUGUGCUGAUCCUUCGAUGCAGGUAGCAGGCCGUGCUGCGCCCACAAGACGGCGCCAAAGUUGCCACCCCGUCUGGCGGCUCGUCUCCCUUUGCGGUGACGUGGCAAGGCUGGAUGAUGAGGACUUUUCCACGGAAGAAAGGAGAAGAGGCCGGCUGAAACGCAAGAAAACUUCGUUGCCGGAAGGGUCGUACGACCAUGCACACGACCUUUCUGGCUGGCCGACAGAUGAAGAUGAGUUCACCUGGCGAGCUGAGCACACACGCUCUCAGAUCAGGAGCACCGCUCACUCCACCAUCUUAGCGAGCGCCCUCUUGUGGCUGGCGAUGCUCGUUUGGGCCAUCCUGACGUAUUGGCUGGCAAAGCCGGUGAGCCAGUGGCAGUACGCCGUGGUGUCAGAGGAGCAGCCCGAAGUAGCAUGGCCCAGCCCUCUUUUCAGGCCAACUCUACUGGCCUGUGCCGGCGGCAUGACUGCUGUCUCUGACGGGUUUCGGAUCUACUCGCUUAGCCUCCGCGGAGGUCGAGCACGACACGUACCCUGCCCCGGCUUGACGGGAAGCAUCCGGGAUCUGAGCAUUGCAUGUGAUCGCGAGAUGGAGGGCUUUGUGGUGCCACGAGCGCCCAGCACGCUGCAGACCCGACGAUUGGGGCCCCAACCCCGUAUUGCGGCAGUCGCAGCACCAGUUGCCGAGCCCAGCAAAGCUGCAGUCGGCAGCGACAGAUUCACCCUCGGGCUUUGCGCGGUUUCGAUACCCCUGCUCCUCCGGCGGCGCGCACGUGCCCAGCACAGAUGCGCAGCACGGGCGACGCGGGCCGUCGAAGUAGCGGUCACCGAUCGAGGUGCUAACUUCGCAGAAAGCAGGGCCUCGGAAGCUGCCCACCACCAGAGUGAGGUCAACGAGGAGUCUGCGGUGGUUGACCAAAGCCGCCUUGGCGUCCGCAAUCCGAAAUUUGUAAGCAGGGCUGAGCGGGCACCUUGGGGUCCUUUGCCCUAUGCGGUUGCAACGGAGGAGAUGCUCGCCGAGCCGCAAGUGGAGUUGAUUGUGGUCGCAUGCGUGCUUCUAUCCUCUCUGCUCGUCGCACUGGAGACGCUUCCCGUCCUUAGCCAGCCAGGCUGGCAAGACGUGGCGAAUUGGCUGGCUGGCCUGGAGAACGGGAUCUGCGCCGUGUUCAUGAUCGAAUUCGCCUUGCGAUGGUAUUCGCGCUCACUGCGCCCGACCUACAUUCUGAAGCCGUUGGUGAUCAUUGACAUCCUCGCCUUCCUCCCUUUGUUGCUGCGGCUCAUGGGCAUCACGGAAUCAGGCGCUGCCGGGCCUUGUGCAAGCAGAGGACAAGAGAGAGGCGACGAAGGAGAGCCAGACAGAGCCUGA
Molecule: messenger RNA, 2469 nt
Organism: Symbiodinium sp. CCMP2592
Lineage: Eukaryota; Dinophyceae; Suessiales; Symbiodiniaceae
Source: the annotation of a GenBank genome assembly